Molecule: messenger RNA, 1242 nt
Organism: Penicillium concentricum
Lineage: Eukaryota; Fungi; Ascomycota; Eurotiomycetes; Eurotiales; Aspergillaceae
Product: dynamin
Exons: 3
Coding region: 1-1242 (413 amino acids)
Cellular component (GO): membrane; cytoplasm; microtubule
Molecular function (GO): GTPase activity; microtubule binding
Source: RefSeq, a predicted model, not a curated record
AUGUGCGGCGGGAAUUUCCAAAGGCGCCUCAAGGAAUGUAGAAAGGCUCUUGAAAGCCUUGGGGCAGAACGUGAGUCCCCUGAGCAGCAAAGCCGAUAUCUGCUCGAAGUUGUAUCAAAGUUCCAGCGCAUCACAGAGAACGCUCUCCAUACCAAUUACGGGUCCCAGGAUUCUUUCGAUGAAUACCAUAGCUUAAGACUGGCAACUCUAGUGGCUAACCGAAAUGCGCAAUUUUCUGACGAAGUUUCCAACAAAGGGCAUGUAUACUGCUUCAAUGCUCAUGGCCAUGAUGACGACUCGGAAAAUGAUCCCAAAACAUCAGUGACCUCCCCACCAAGUUCUGUCGGCGCCCAAGUUGGGGAAGAUGAAGAUGAGGAGAAAGAAGCCUACGACGACAUCAAUUCUAUACCCAGAAGGAAAAUCGAUAUUUGCCACGACAUUGAGGACAUUUUGCAUGAUUGCGUUCAGAUAGAGUAUUCAAAAACACAAGGUAUACUCUCUUGGAUCGAAGAUCUCUAUCUAGAGUCUCGUGGAUUUGAGCUAGGAACAUUUAGCUCUUCGAUCCUUUCCACCGUCAUGAAGAAACAAUCUGCAAAAUGGCCUCCUCUAGCCGAAGGCUACAUCUGUGAUAUAAUAUCUAUCGUUCACAAUUUUAUCAGCACGGCCUUGAAGAUAUCCUGUCGCGAUCCCAUACUACACUCAAAUAUUCUCACGUUUUUGAUGGAUGGGCUAAUUGAGAGGUAUCGGAAAUCUCUUUCAAUGACGGACUUUCUCCUGAAAAUUGAGAGAGAGGGAACACCGAUGAGUCAAAACCAUUACUUAAAUAGCAAUUUACAGAAGGGUCGCCAGGAACGGAUUGCGUCUGCUGUUAAGAAGUCUUCAUUCUCUGUGGAUAUGCAUGAUGGCUCAAAAAGGGAUUGUUAUCAAGUUUCUGAUCUUGUGAGAAUUCACCACAUGAGUAAUUCUAAGCAGACGGUCGAGGAUAUCCAUGACAUUUUGAAAUCAUACUACAAGGUCGCACGAAAAAGAUUUGUUGAAAAUGUGUGCAUGCAGGCGGCGGACUUUCAUCUGGUCACUGGACCCGAGGCCCCGAUGAAUAUCUUCUCGCCAUCUUGGGUCUAUUGCCUUUCUCCUGAUCAAUUGGAACAUAUAGCCGGGGAGGAACUGUCCAUUCGGAGGAGGCGUCACAGAUUGCAGAAGGAGACUCAAGAUCUCGAGGCUGGACGAAAAAUCCUGCUUUAA